This is a messenger RNA of Nannizzia gypsea CBS 118893, 927 nucleotides long. RefSeq lists its product as hypothetical. The record is from RefSeq and is a predicted model, not a curated record. The coding region runs from base 1 to 927 and encodes 308 amino acids. The transcript is spliced from 5 exons. Gene Ontology annotation, molecular function: phosphoric diester hydrolase activity. Gene Ontology annotation, biological process: lipid metabolic process. Lineage: Eukaryota; Fungi; Ascomycota; Eurotiomycetes; Onygenales; Arthrodermataceae.
AUGAAGACCUUCAUUCCGGCCUCUGUGGCCAUCCUCGCGGCCUGCCUUGAGCCCGCCAGCGCCAUCUCCGAGCCGCUACAAAACAUCCUCGUAAACACAGACCGAAGCCCGCUUUAUAGAUAUCCAACCGAUGUGACUCGCGGUAUCAUUCCUAUCCCGGUUCACUCUCACAACGAUUACUGGAGAGAUGUUCCUUUCUACACUGCGCUGUCUGCUGGAUGCAUCUCCAUUGAAGCCGAUGUCUUCCUCUUCAACGACACUCUCUUCGUUGGACAUGAGGAAUCUGCCUUGACCAAGCAGCGAACCCUCCAGUCUCUCUACAUCGAGCCUCUCAUGGGCGUCCUUAAGAAGACCAACCCCAAGAGUCCAUUUGUAAAUGGACCUACAAGACACGGUGUUUUUGAUGCCUCCUCAGGACAAACACUCUAUCUCUGGAUUGACGUGAAGAAUGAUGGCGAGAAGGCCUGGCCUCACAUCGUCAAGGCUCUUCAGCCACUCCGAGAUGCCAACUACCUGACCAAGGUCCAGAACAAUCAGACGUUUGUUCCGGGACCAGUCACUGUUAUUGGAACCGGCGGUACUCCCCUUGACCAGGUCGUUUCAGCCGCAAACCGUGACUACUUCUACGAUGGACCACUCAAGGACUUGACUGGUUUCACUUCUCUGAUCUCCCCUAUUGCUUCCACCAGUCUCAUGGAGGUCGUUGGAGAUAUUACCAGUGACAGUGAAAAUCCACUAAACGCUACUCAGCUUGAGGCUGUUCGCAAGCAGAUCAAAACCGCAAAGGAAAAGGGUAUUGGUGUUCGUUACUGGGAGACUCCUGGAUGGCCUAUUCGUUUGAGAAAUGAAUUAUGGAGGACUCUUUGGAAGGAAGGCGUCGCCUUGUUAAACGCCGACGAUGUGAACGCUGCUAAGGAGUAUUUCUAA